ACGUGACUCUCUCGAAAGCGUUUAAAAGGGUCGCCGCAGCGUCCAGAAUAGAACAGAGCACCUGCGGACUGCUUUUAGCGGACUGCUUUCGGAGGAAGUUAUUUUUCCCUACUGUAAACACUUUUAUUCGUAGACACUUCAUACAUUUUUGUUUAAGACUUUGGAGUAUGUUUUUGAUCCGUACGGGUUCUAAACGUUUCUUUAUGGAAGAACGUGGCAACAAAAUUCAAGUUGAAAGUCAUUUCAACGAGAGAGAUACUUUCAGAGAAUCUUGAAGUUCUCAUCCAAACCGGUUAGGGUGGAGUUCACUUAUCUUGUGUUCACUUCAUUGGUUUUCAACACAUUCCAUUUGACCUUUACGCUCCUGCAAAUAAACAUGGUUGGAUUCAGAGCUGGUGAUGUGCCUCCUACAGCCACUGUGAAGUUUAUUGGUGCAGGAACUGCAGCCUGCAUUGCAGACCUCUUCACAUUUCCACUGGACACCGCAAAAGUUAGACUUCAGAUUCAGGGGGAGAUCAAAAGUCCCGUGAACACAAGCCAUGGUCCGGUGAAAUAUCGUGGAGUAUUUGGCACGAUCAGCACCAUGGUGCGUGUCGAGGGGCCGCGCAGUCUCUACAGCGGGCUGGUUGCAGGACUGCAGCGUCAGAUGAGCUUUGCCUCUGUACGCAUUGGCCUCUACGAUUCCGUCAAGCAGUUCUACACCAAAGGCUCAGAUCAUGUUGGGAUUGGCAGUCGGCUGAUGGCUGGCUGUACGACUGGAGCCAUGGCAGUGGCUCUGGCCCAACCCACCGAUGUGGUGAAGGUACGAUUUCAGGCUCAGAUCAGCGCCGGGGCCAGUAAACGUUACCAUGGUACUAUGGAUGCAUAUCGGACCAUUGCAAAGGAAGAGGGGUUUCGUGGUUUGUGGAAAGGAACGGGCCCAAACAUCACCCGCAAUGCCAUCGUAAACUGUACUGAGCUGGUUACCUAUGACCUUAUCAAAGACGCACUUCUAAAAUCAUUACUAAUGAAUGAUGAUCUUCCCUGCCAUUUCACAUCUGCAUUCGGAGCUGGUUUCUGCACUACAGUUAUUGCUUCUCCUGUUGAUGUAGUGAAGACAAGAUACAUGAACUCUGCCCCGGGCCAGUACAGCAGUGCCCUCAACUGUGCUGUAGCCAUGCUAGCUAAAGAGGGACCAAAGGCUUUUUACAAGGGAUUCAUGCCAUCAUUCCUGAGGCUGGGCUCCUGGAAUGUGGUUAUGUUUGUCACCUAUGAACAGCUGAAACGGGCCCUGAUGGCUGCACGCCAUAACUGGGUCACUCCUCUUUAAGCAGUGAAUGCAGUUAGUUGAGCUUAGCUGAUGUGCUCUUUCAAUGUUUUUAGGUUUUCCGUAAGAAUGGUUUACAUGUCUAGUAAAAACUUUUUAAUUUAAUUUUGGCUUUUACUCUUUAUUCUUGUCUGUCUUUUGCCAAUAAAAUGAGGCUCUUAAAAAAACGCCAAUUUAAAACUCUAA
Molecule: messenger RNA, 1492 nt
Organism: Cyprinus carpio (common carp)
Lineage: Eukaryota; Metazoa; Chordata; Actinopteri; Cypriniformes; Cyprinidae
Product: dicarboxylate carrier UCP2-like
Biological process (GO): response to cold; mitochondrial transport; mitochondrial transmembrane transport
Cellular component (GO): mitochondrial membrane
Molecular function (GO): oxidative phosphorylation uncoupler activity
Source: RefSeq, a predicted model, not a curated record